AUGCGUAUUAGAGCGGUACUUGUACUUACUUUUGCAUUAUUCUUUGCAAUAUCUGCACUUAUAUUUCAUUUUUUAGCAAUGUUUAGUAAACGAUGGGUAGUAGCUGUGCCACGUAAACCUCGAGGACCUAAUGAUCAAAUACAUUAUUAUGGAUUAUGGACAAGAUGUCAAUAUUCAAAUACUUCAUUUGUUAUUCCAGACAUAUCAUCUCAACCAAAUAUAGAAAAUUUUGUUUGUCGACCAAAUACUUAUCUACGUUAUGAUAGUUCUAAUCAAGAUAUAACUAAAAAAUGUUAUGAAAGUCGUCAUCAAUGUUCGUCAAUUAUUGGUGUUCAUUUAGAUUGUCGAUGCGAAUAUUUAUCAAUUACACAAAUACAACAAUGUUGUACUAUUCUAGCAGCUAUAUGUCUUUUAAUUGCUAUAUUUGUUUUUUAUCUUAAAAUAAUUGCGUCACCACAAAAUGCAAUUGCAGCACGCAUCUUGAUUUUUACACCUAUGAUACUUCUUAGUUUAGCAUUAGUAUUAAUGUUUACAACAAUAAUACUUUUAGGUGCUUAUUUGAGACGUAAUGAAUACGAAGAUUAUGAUAUCAAACUACCAAAAGAAAUUCUUCAUCGAUUACCUAUGCAACCAGAAUCAUUUAAUCUAUAUCGACUUAAGACUUUUUUGAGAACUCAAGAAGAUCCUAGUCUACGUCGUCAAGCAAUUUCAGUAUUUAAAUCAAUUCAUAAAGAACGUUUCUACGCUCGUAUUGACUGGUCUGCCGGUGCAGAAAUUAUUGCUAUCAUAUUAACAUUUAUUACACAUAUAUUAAGUGUUUUUCUAGCUCUAAAACAAGUUCAGUAA
This is a messenger RNA of Adineta steineri, 846 nucleotides long. The record is from the annotation of a GenBank genome assembly. Lineage: Eukaryota; Metazoa; Rotifera; Eurotatoria; Adinetida; Adinetidae.